Aegilops tauschii subsp. strangulata is the source of this 2903-nucleotide messenger RNA. Its product is annotated as CO(2)-response secreted protease. NCBI's taxonomy places the organism in Eukaryota, Viridiplantae, Streptophyta, Magnoliopsida, Poales, Poaceae. Gene Ontology annotation, molecular function: serine-type endopeptidase activity. The record is from RefSeq and is a predicted model, not a curated record. Gene Ontology annotation, biological process: proteolysis.
GCGACCACCUCACUUGUAAUUAAGCUCUAAUCAUGCAGCAUGUAGCCACCAACUAAAGCUAGAGAGAGAGAGAGAGAGAGAGAGAGAGAGAGAUGCACGUGGUGCAUCAGGUGAAAAAGGAACAUAAAAGCUCUCCGUGAUCGAUGACUCGGAUUCCGUUAAACAAACUACAAAAAGAACAACAACUCCGGCUACAAAUUGGGCUGCACCCCAUCGAUCCAUCCAUACUAGUCCUAGUGAACAAUGAUGAACCCCGCGCGCACUGGCAUUUGCUCAAGCUCCUCCUCCUGCUCAUCGCCAACCACCUCCUCUCAGCGGAAGCAGCACAGCACACCAAAGAGUCAUAUGUCGUCUACAUGGGGAGUCCUCCUUCAGGAGGUGGUGGCGUGAAGCUGGCGGAGAUGAUGCGUGCCGCGCACCUUGAGAUGCUUGCGUCCAUUGUACCCCAGGAGCAACGGUGGCUGACGCAUAGCUACCACCAUGCGUUCGAGGGAUUCGCUGCCGAGCUCACUGAGGAGGAGGCCCUCGCGCUGUCUGCGCACGAAAGAGUGGUGUCGGUGUUCCGAGACCCCGUGCUGCUACUACACACUACCCGGUCCUGGGACUUCCUUGACAUGCAGUCCGGCUUCCGUCCCGACGGCGGAGCACCCCAGGCCUCCGGUGAUGUCAUCAUCGGUGUCAUCGACACAGGUAUUUGGCCGGAGUCACCGAGUUUCAAUGACGACGGGAUGGGGGACGUGCCGUCGAGGUGGCGAGGGUUGUGCAUGCAAGGUCCAAGCUUCAAGAAGAGCAGCUGCAACAAGAAACUCAUUGGUGCGCGGUACUACGGCGAUCAGCUCGGCUUGGUGGCGCCAAAUGCCUCCCUGGCCAGGGUGGCGCUGUCGACCGGCUCGCCUCGAGACGACGUUGGUCACGGCACUCAUUGCGCGUCAACAGCCGCAGGCGCGAUUGUGGAGGGUGCCAACUACUACGGCCUGGCCUGGGGCGCAGCCAAGGGCGGUGCGCCGGCCGCACGCGUGGCCUCGUACAAGGUGUGUACCGAGGACGAGAACGGAUGCUCCGGCUCGGCGCUACUCAAGGCCAUCGAUGACGCAGUGAGUGACGGAGUGGAUGUGAUCUCCAUCUCCAUUGGCAAGACCGCUACCGAUACAGUGCCAGACCUUCUCACCGAUCCCGUCGCACUCGGAGCAUUCCACGCACACCAGAGGGGCGUCCUAGUGGUCUGCUCGGCUGGCAACGAUGGGCCCGACCCAUCCACCGUCGUCAACUCCGCGCCGUGGAUCCUCACGGUCGCCGCCUCGACCAUCGACCGCGCCUUCCACUCCAGCAUUGUCCUCGGCAACAGAAAGGUCUUCAAGGGUGCCGCCAUAAACUUCUCCAACCAAAGCCUCGAUGGAGAGCGCUACCCUCUGGUGUUUGGGGCCCAAGCGGCAACCCGGCGCGCACCGGCGUCUGAGGCAAGCAACUGUUAUCCGGGAUCGCUGCGCAAGCGCAAGGUGGCCGGGAAGAUCUUGGUGUGCAUCGGCACAGACUCGAGGAUUACGCGGCGGAUAAAGAUGCUCGUCGCGGAGGAUUCGGGGGCGAGGGGGCUAGUGUUGAUCGACCACAAGGCCAUGGAGGCACCGAUCGACACCGCUAGCUUCCCCUUCUCCCAGGUGGGCACCGAUGCCGGUGCACAGAUACUGCGGUACAUUAAUUCCACCAAGAAUCCGACGGCUGCGAUCCUCCCCACAAAGGACGUCAAGUUGUUCAAGCCUGCGCCCGUGGUGGCGUCCUUCUCGGCGCGCGGCCCUGCUGCCCUCACUGAAGCCAUCCUCAAGCCCGAUCUGAUGGCGCCCGGGGUCAGCAUCCUCGCCGCGAUGCCGCCCAUGAACAUGGAGGACGUCCCCGCCGGCAAGAAGCCCUCGUCAUUCUCCAUCAAGUCCGGCACUUCCAUGGCCUGCCCGCAUGUCGCCGGCGCCGGUGCCUUCCUCAAGUCGGCCCACCCGCGCUGGACCCCAUCCAUCAUCAGAUCAGCUCUCAUGACCACAGCGACGGCGAGAAACAACCUGGGACUGCCGGUGGCGAGCAGCAGUGGCGCGGUGGCGACUGUACACGACAUGGGCGCCGGCGAGAUCAUACCGCUUCGGGCGCUCAAUCCGGGCCUGGUGUUCGACACCACCACAAGGGACUACCUCGACUUUCUCUGCUACCAGGGCUACAAGGACAAGGUCAUCCGCAAGGUCUCCGGCGAUGCCCAGUUCACCUGCCCGCAUGGCGCGCCCUCGCCGGACCUCAUCGCAAAGAGCGUCAAUUACCCGUCUAUCUCCGUGCCACAGCUCACGGCCGGGAAGCCCUUCGCCGUGUCGCGCACCGCCACGAACGUCGGGCGGUCUAACGCGACGUACGUGGUGGCUGUCGAGGCACCGCCAGGCCUGUCAGUGAAGGUGUCGCCUAAGCGGCUGCUGUUCUCGAGGCGAUGGGCCACUGCCGCGUACGAGGUGCGCUUCGCUCACGCCGGGGCCAGGAAUGGUUACGCAUACGGCGCUGUUACCUGGUCGGAUGGCCUGCACUCGGUCCGGACCCCUUUCGCCGUUAAUGUCUUCUGAUUGUGUAUCUGCCUCUUCAUUUCAUUUUCUUAUAAUUUUCACCACUAGAUGUUUUGUUACGUGUGUUCUACAUAAAUAAAUUGUUCAGCACUCCUAGAUCUCAAUUUCGAUCUCCUUAGUUCUUCAUGACUUUCCGACAACGAAGAACAACGUCUAGCUGUCUGUGGAUGAGCGGUAGCGGUCGCGUGACAUGGGCUCGCGUUGGAGGUGGAAUGUGUUCGACGACCCGAUAACCUACUUGUACUAGUACAAUGCCCGUGCAUUGACACGGGCUUUUUAAUUUUUUUUAAUUGCAUACAUAAGCAUAAUGCACUU